Molecule: messenger RNA, 2166 nt
Organism: Exophiala viscosa
Lineage: Eukaryota; Fungi; Ascomycota; Eurotiomycetes; Chaetothyriales; Herpotrichiellaceae
Exons: 1
Coding region: 84-2051 (655 amino acids)
Source: RefSeq, a predicted model, not a curated record
CAGUCACUCAUUUACUUCUGGAGUUCUGCGGUCCUCCUUCUUGUUAUCCAUUGCUCUUCUCACGUAAUCCAAAGACGGACAUCAUGUGGCCGUCUUCGUCACUCUUUUUAUCAUUUCUUGCCCUACGGCUUGCAGUGGUCAGCGCUCAGGCUCUACAGACCAUUGCCGAUGGCCCUGCUGGAGUUUGUCCUGUGCCAGACGUUACCAGCGUUGUCGUUGUACAGCCAGCCUACUACAGCUCCUUUUUCGAAUCUGCGUCGCAAAUCAACAACAUAUAUGGAAUGGGAAAUACGGUCAUGAUUGACAAUGGUCCCACAACAUACAUUGAGCAGACUUAUAUCACGACCACCAUAGUCUCAACCGUUACGACGACCAUGGCGAGCUCUGCAACCUCCACUAGCCCAUCCAACCCCAUCUCCACUGGUCCUAUCACGCCGGUGUCUUCGACAACUUCAAUGCCAGCUUCGGCAAGUAGCACAACCAGUGCCGCAGUCAUAGGCGAAAGGUUGGGUGCAGGCGUGCCAAGUGGAGUGGUGACCACUAUUCCCGCCAGCUCACCUGUGCUCAUGGCCGCUGCGGGAGGUGUUCAGGCAACAGGUGCAAAGGUCAAGAGACAAGACGACGGGUCAGCGCCCACAGCAGCGUCAUGCCCGUCUUCCGCCGCGCCAACAGCGGCUGCACUCCUCUCAUCAGACGACGACACAGACGCCAGUGGAGGCGCUACUGACAAUUGCGGAUACGCGACACGAUUCUACAUGAAUAAUGGUAUGCUGCUUAGCGUCGGGACGAACAACUCCAUUGGGCGAAAUUUCAGUGAUACCUACGCUGUGAUGACACCCACGCCGUACUACAACGAUGUCAACACUACUUUCUACUUCAACAAUGGUAUUCUCGGCUGGAAUACCACAGAUCGAGGCCCGGCGACAUUUUACCAAUGCGGCGAUGGAUCCGUCUACGCUGGUUUCCCUGACCCUCCUUCAACCGACUGUAACUCCAUCGUGCUUGGAGGUAUCGGAGCUUCAGCCUGUCCAGUGGACUAUACUCCAGACGGAUUAAGCAGCACCACAUCCAGUUCCUCUAUGUCUCCUUCUUCGACUGACACAACGUCAGUGUCGACGUCCCCAACCACAGUCGUAUCAUCCGCGAAUUCUCCAGUCACCACAGCAAUGACAACAACGUCCUCUGGAAGCAAAACUACCCCUGCAUCGUCCACGCCCGGAACGAGCAGUGGACCUGCUGGUGGAUCAAGCACUACGCCAGUGGUUGGCCCGAGUUCAAGCUCACUAUCAAGCACGACUCAGAGUAUUGUGAGCUCCGUCUCAAGUACUUCAGCAGGUACAGUGUCUUCCUCUCCUUCUUCGUCAGCUCCUGUUGUUUCCACAAGCACUUCGUCUCCGACUCCAUCUACAUCGGCUGGCUCUAUGGCCACGUCGUCUAGUACGGCGCCACAGUCAUCUACCAGUGGUACCACAGGGACAACAUCAACACAGUCCUCGUCACAGUCAUCUCCGGUCACAACGUCCGGUACAUCGUCAACGACUGCUAUGACUACAACUUCUGGUAUGUCUUCUGUUGUUACAAGUUCUUCCAAUACACUCCCUUCCACUUUCAUGAGCACAACUGUUAGUACUUCCACGAGUACGACAUCUAGUGGCUUCAAUAAUAUGACCACUACUAUUUCUUCGAGUAUCACCUCGAGUACGUCCACAAACAAUUCUACGAGUAUCGCUUCAAGUACUUCCAGCGAUACAUCCACGAGUUCGUCCAUGAAUACCUUCACGAGUGCUUCUACGAACACUCCUACAACUAUCUUCACGAGUACAUCGACAAACGCUACUACGGGCACCAUUACGGGCACUACUACAGGCACUUUCUCCACCUUAUUUACUACUACAACGCCUUUCGGCUUCACAGUCAGCUCGACUACCACUAGUGCUACUACUAGCACACAAACCUACGGUACGAUGGCAUCCCGUGACGACGUUGGCAUCGUUGAGACGCAUGAAAGAUUGCAGACAGUGUUCUUGACAUUCAUUGUUGCUUCUCGGUAGUUGAGACUGCCCUUGCUGAUUCGAAUAUGCGCAUUAGGUUCGGCUUCGUCUACAAUGAGCAGCUCGACUGCCACCACUUCAACCUCGACGAGCGGUAAGUUUUCAGCUUUCCUAA